AUGGACAAUCUCACGAAAGUGACAGAAUUCCUGCUCAUGGGGUUUUCUGACAUCUGGGAGCUGCGGGUACUACAUGCUGCACUGUUUCUGCUGAUUUAUCUGGCAGCACUGGUGGGGAACUUUCUUAUCAUCAUGAGCACUACUCUUGAUCAGUAUCUUCACACACCAAUGUACUUCUUCCUAAAGAACCUCUCAUUUUUGGAUUUGUGCUACAUCUCAGUCACUGUGCCCAAAUCAAUCCAUAGCACCUUGACUCAGAACAACUCCAUCUCUUAUCUUGGAUGUGUGGCUCAAGUCUAUUUUUUCUUUGCUUUUGCAUCUGCUGAGCUGGCCUUUCUCACCAUCAUGUCCUAUGACCGCUAUGUGGCCAUUUGCCACCCCCUCCAAUAUGGAGCCAUUAUGACAUCAGGAAAAUGCCACCAAAUGGCAGUCAUUGCCUGGCUAAAUUGCUUUUCUUAUGCAGCAGUCCACACUGGCAACAUAUUUUGGGAGCCCAUUUCAAGAUCCAACAUGAUCCACCAGUUCUUCUGUGACAUCCCUCACAUAUUGGCACUAGUGUCCUGUGAGGUUUUCUUUAUUGAGUUUCUGACCUUGGCUCUGAGCUCCAGCCUUGUGCUGAUUUGCUUUAUUCUUAUAAUUGUCUCCUAUAUCCAGAUCUUCUCCACAGUGCUCAGAAUCCCUUUAGGAGAGAGUCGAGCAAAAGCCUUCGCCACUUGCUCCCCACAGCUGAUUGUCAUCAUGCUCUUCCUUACCACAGGGCUCUUUGCUGCCCUAGGACCAAUUGCCAGAAAUUCCUCCAUUGAGGAUUUGGUGAUUGCUAUGGCAUACACAGUUUUGCCUCCCUUCCUGAAUCCCAUCAUAUACAGUCUUAGAAACAAGGAGAUCAAAGCAGCUAUCUGGAGACUAUUUGGGAAGAUAAAUCCUCUGCAAAUGUAG
Diceros bicornis minor is the source of this 936-nucleotide messenger RNA. RefSeq names its product olfactory receptor 14I1-like. The record is from RefSeq and is a predicted model, not a curated record. Gene Ontology annotation, biological process: G protein-coupled receptor signaling pathway. Gene Ontology annotation, molecular function: olfactory receptor activity; G protein-coupled receptor activity. Bases 1 to 936 code for a protein of 311 amino acids. NCBI's taxonomy places the organism in Eukaryota, Metazoa, Chordata, Mammalia, Perissodactyla, Rhinocerotidae. The transcript has a single exon. Gene Ontology annotation, cellular component: membrane.